CAAUAACCACCGAGGAGCUAGUAGGAGUAAUGGCGGCUCAGAGCGGGUUGUCACACCCGGCUCCUGGCCGCGGUGGUGUGUCUGUUUUCCCCCCGGUGCCUCUGUCGGCUGAGGCCGCUCCGUUCACUCCCAUGGAGCCGUCCGGUUGGCGGCCUGGCUCACAGUCGGAGGCCGAGAAACUGUUUUCCAACUGCGCCAUAAAACUGAGAGCAAUGCGAGUAGACUCGGUCCAACUCAAAGAGGAGCUCAAUCUGCUCUUUGACCAACUCCUGUCCGAAAACUACAACAGGACCUUCGAGCCCGCUGUCAGCAUUCGUCCAGAGGAUGUGUGUUCUCUGCUGAAACAUGCCAGCUGUCUUGUGCCGCUGACUCAGGAGCAUCUAGUCAUCAAACUCUGCCAGGUUGUCCAUCAUCUGCUCAACCAGCUGAAGGUAAUAAUGGAUGAGCACACGCUGGAUGUACUGGUGAACUAUACUGCAGGUGCACUGAAGGUAUGCAGUACGUGGACGCACACAGACGUCCUCCUGGCACUCUCCACUGUAGUCUAUGGGAAUGGACCUCAGUGCCACCAGCACCUCAGCGACUUACUGGGUGAAGAGGGAUUCCUCCUGCAGUAUAGUUCUCCAUCUCAGUCAAACAUGGAGUUGCGCCGCGUUGCUCUUACCUGCAUGGCCAACAUCUGUCUCAGGAUACCUGGUCAGCCGCCUUUGGAUGAUCAGUACAGAAGUGUGUGCUUCCGAGCCUUCCUGAAAACGCUGCAGUCAACCAAACCUCCCGACACUGAUGAGCUCUACUACUGCAUGAUGAUCCAAGCAGCUCUGAAGGGACUUCAGUGUUGUCUCUCAGGUGGGAAGUGGAAAUUUGGUGGAGGGGAGGAGCUCGGGUCUGUACUGGCUGCACUUAAGCGGCUCAUGUUCCAGGGGGCUCCAGGUGUGAUUGUGGAGUGGCCGGCUGUACUUUAUCCAGCACCUUUACCGCAGUACGAGAGUCUCUCUGCAGCAAAAGCUGCAGAAUCACCAAAAUCAUUAGAGCCACCAAAGGAUGCCGCUGUGCCAGGAAAAGCUUCAGGGAAUAAAAAGAGGAAAUCUAAAGGUAAGGGAAAGAAGAUGAAAACCGAGGAGAGCAGAGGGGAUGAACGAGAGGGAGAUGCAGAGACUGUGCCUGCGCCUCCGAAAGGCAGGGCGGAGGAAAAACAGCCUGCCUCAUUUCUCUACCCGUCCUGGAAACUAAACAGUUCUGAUUCAGAAUUUUCCGACCUAGAGGGCAACGCGCAGAGCAAAUUAAGAGUGAACCACGGUCGUGUGCGUCAGGGGGCGCUGCACUGUUUGUUAGCAGUGGUGAAAGCAGUAGAGAAGAGAACUCUGUACGGUUACUGGUCUUCCUUCAUCCCCGACUCUCCCAUCGGGGGACCACCGCCUCUUACUCUCCUCACAAUUAUUCUGAAGGACCUCUCUCCAAAGGUGAGGUUGUGUGCACUUCAGGUGUUGUCAGCCAUGCUGGAUGGCUCCCGGCAGUUCCUGGCUGUGGCUGAAGAUACGGCAUCUCCUCGAACUUCUUACACCCCUUUCUCCUUCACGCUGGCGACUGCUAUCAGAGAGCUGCACCGCACCCUCAGUCUGGCCCUGCUGGCCGAGACCUCCCCUCAGACACUCACACAGGUCAUAAAGUGUCUGGCCUACUUGGUAGCCAACGCUCCCUAUCACCGCCUCAGACCUGGCCUGCUCACUCUGCUCUGGAAGCAUAUUCGUCCGUAUGUGCGCCACAGAGAUGUGAAUGUGCGUGUGUCAGUCCUGACACUUUAUGGCGCUCUGGUGACCACGCAGGCUCCUCUCCCUGAGGUGCAGCUGCUCCUCCAGCAGCCGGAUCACAGCAGCAGCACCGGUGCGUUCACGCCGCAGGACUCGGGUCUCAGCUGGAGACAAAGAGACGGGGUGUCCUCACCCUCUCGUACACCAGUCACACAUUCCCAGCGGAGCUCUAGCACACACUCCCCACACAUUCCUCACACACCAGGGGAAGAGGACAGCCGGCGACUGUGGCUGCUGCAGCUCUGUGUGACACUAGUGACUCAACCCAGAGAGGACCAAUCAGACAGCGAGGGAGUGGGAGGGGGUGCUGCUUUAGAGCCACCUCCUGUUCGACUUGAAGCUCUGCAGGUCUUGUCUCACCUGGUGCGUGGUUACUUCCCUCUAACUCAACACUAUCUGUGUGAGAUUGGGCAAGUGAGCGCACGCUGUCUUGGGGAGAUGGACACCUCCAUACAGCUACACGGAGCAAAAUUGCUAGAGGAGUUUGGUUCGGGAAUAAUUCAGCAGUACAGAGCAGAAAACAACGUGCCUGAGAGCUCAAGGGUCCCCAUAAGCCAGGUGGUGCAGUUUUGGUCAGAAGUGUUGAGCGGCCCAUUAAACCGAGCGCUGCAGAAUGAGCAACAUCCCACGCUGCAGGCGAGCGCCUGCGACACGCUCUCCUCCAUUCUGCCGCAGGCCUUCGCACAACUGCCUGACAAGACCCAGCUGAUGUGCAUCACUGUGCUGCUGGGACUCACCUACAUUGAAAACUACCUGGUGAAGACGGCAGCCGUCAGGGCUUUGGGGAUCUACGUACUGUUCCCCUGCUUGAGAGAGGAUGUCAUGUUUGUGGCUGAUACUGCAAACACUAUCCUAGCUGCGCUCGAUGAUCGAUCUACAAAUGUGCGUGCCAAGGCUGCCUGGUCCCUCGGGAACCUCACAGACACUCUUAUUGUUAAUAUGGAGAGUGUAGGUGUGGACUUCCAGGAAGAGUUAUCAGACAUGUUGCUGCUCAAGAUGCUGCAGGCAGCCACGCGAGCAGCAGCAGACAAAGACAGGGUGAAGUCGAAUGCAGUGCGCGCUCUCGGGAAUCUGCUUCAUUUCCUGCGGCAGAGUCAGAUGACCAGGCCUGCGUUCCAGCAGCCGCUGGAAGAUGCAGUGCGUGCUCUGGUUAAAACGGUCCAAUCAGAGGCUACGAUGAAGGUCAGAUGGAACGCCUGUUAUGCUUUGGGAAAUGCUUUCAGAAACCCCGCCUUGCCGCUAGACUCAGCCGCCUGGUCUCACGAAGCGUUCUCUGCGCUCUGCCAUGUUGUUACUUCCUGUAAGAACUUUAAAGUGCGGAUCAAAUCUGCCGCUGCCCUUGCAGUUCCCGCCCACCGCGGCUGCUAUGGAGACACAGAGCGGUUCACCCGUGUGUGGCGCUCCCUCGCGACAGCUCUUGAGAACAGCGAAGACACCAACGACUUCUUGGAGUACCGCUACAGCGCCAGCCUGCGACACACACUCUCUCAGGCUCUCUUGCACCUGCUCAGCGUAAGCCAGUCACAGGACAUGCUCGGGCUCAGCGCGUCGCUGGCCAGCGAGGAGGGGACAGGCAUAAGAGAGCAUUUGAUAAAGUACCUCCGAGCAGAGGAAGGAGGAGGAGAGGAGGCAGAGAAGGAUAUAAGGGGGGAAAGUUUGCACCCUCGGGAGAGAAUUGGAAGUGUGGAGCAGAUUUUGAUCAGGAUAAAGGGGUUAAAGGUGGAAGGGGAGGAGGAGAGGGGUAAGGAGAUGGUGAUUCAUUUCCUGGAGGAUUUAAUAAAGAUUUGUGAAGAGACUUGGAAAAACACCCAAACUAACAGAGAGGUGACUGAAAGCAAAGCGGAUCAUAUAUGAACUGCUGGGCAGUGAUUUAUGACUGAUAAUGUUGAACAUCUGUUCAAAGAUAUUUUAAAUCUGAUUAAAUACAAAUAAACAUUUGCAAGAAGUAAAAGAAUAAAUUGAAUCCUGUGUAUUGAUCUGAUGCAUUUACACUACUUAGGUCAUGCCUAGUUAGAGGAUGAUUGUGGCUUUGUAGUUUUUUAAUAUGAUUAAAGAUUUUUAAGUGUAAACAUGUAA
Oreochromis niloticus (Nile tilapia) is the source of this 3884-nucleotide messenger RNA. RefSeq names its product HEAT repeat containing 6 (gene heatr6). The record is from RefSeq and is a predicted model, not a curated record. NCBI's taxonomy places the organism in Eukaryota, Metazoa, Chordata, Actinopteri, Cichliformes, Cichlidae. The coding region runs from base 30 to 3662 and encodes 1210 amino acids. The transcript has 20 exons.